CGCGUCGGCGCGUCACUUGUUGAGUUUGCACCAUUAGGAGGUCACGUGCUGAAAUCAAAAGCUACUAGUAACAAGCCAUGCCGCAUUGUGAAGUAUUGUUUGGUAGCAAUUUUAUAAUCCUUGCAUUGUACUUGUGAGUUUUUGAGAGUGUCUGUUUUAAUUUCGUUGCAGGAUGUCAUAAUAGUCCCCCCAUAAUUCCUGUUUUAAUGUGAACUGUCUACCACCACCUUUGAACUUGGGUUUUCAACGGGGUGAAAUCGGGGAGGAUGGGGCCACACCAGGUGUUUCUCUCCACUCCACAAGUCUGUCAUCAAAACCCGGAUGUUCCUUCCGUGCGCAGCACUUGGGAUGUGACGUUCCCGUGGAUAUCAGCAUAUGAACGAGGUUACCGUGUUAAGCCGCUGGCCUUGAGAAGGAGAUGACAAAGGAGGAUGUUUCAGAGCCCGUGGAGGAAGAUGCUUCCCUGGACUGCGUCACUACAUUUUCUCCUCAUCAGCAUCCGGUCAUCCAUCAGGUGGCCUCUGCACCAAUGCCUGACGACUGUGAAUUCUCCUUCUUUGACCCCAGCGAGCCGCAGUGCAGGGAGGUUCUGCAAGAGCCCACCACCACCAUACCGGAACUGUUUGCUGUCCUUAGGCAGUGGGUUCCCCAGGUUCAGAAGAACAUUGAUCUGAUUGGCAAUGAGAUCCUGAACAGAGGUUGUGGUGUAAAUGAUCGAGAUGGUCUGACAGACAUGAGCCUUCUGCACUACUGUUGCAAGGCGGGAGCCCCGGGCAUUGGUGACGCAGAUACAGCUGCCGGUUUUGCCCGCCACCUUCUCGCACUGGGAGCCGAUCCUAACCUCCGCUCCCGAUGGACAAACAUGAGGGCUCUGCAUUACGCUGCCUACUUUGAUGUGCCCCAGCUCAUUCGCGUGGUAUUGCAGGCCUCUCAACCUGGAGACAUAGAUGCGACCUGUAGUGACUUUGACUUUGGCACCGCCCUGCACAUUGCUGCGUCUAACCUGUGCACAUCAGCUGUCUCAUGUCUCUUGGAGCUGGGAGCCAAUCCUGCUUUCAAAGAUGAUAAGGGCCAGUACCCAGCUGAUGUUGUUCCUGAUCCUCUCAACAUUCCCUUAGAGAUGGCAGAUGCUGCUGCUCUGGCCAAAGAGCUGCGGACUUUACUAAGAGUGGCUUUGCCACAGCCCAGCUCCUUGCCUUUAACAUUGCAAGUCCAGACCCCUCCUACUCUUUCCGAAAAAGCCCGGAUAAAGCUCGCCUCCAUGGGAAUCCAACUCGGUGACCGUGUGGUGAUAGCUGGACAGAAGGUUGGAACUCUGCAAUUCUGUGGCAACACGGAGUUCUCUGGUGGUCUCUGGGCUGGAGUCGUGCUUGACAAGCCAGAGGGGAAGAAUGAUGGCUCUGUAGCGGGCAUCCAGUAUUUUACCUGUCAACUCAAACAUGGUGUAUUUGCUCCUCUCUCCAAGAUAAGCAAACCUUUGGAAAGAUACAAAAGUGCCAAUAAGUUGCCCGCACCCGCACGCCAUCGUCGCAUUGGCCUGUCCGCCAUUCCCACAAAGAGUAACCCCCGUUCAGGUGGUCUCGCCCAUUCACUCUCCUCUUCGUCUUCCUCACUGGAAUCUCGUCAUGGACGGCGUCCUCGACCUCGUCCGCAUCACAGGCAACGUCUUACUGCCAGACAACAAUGGGAACAUAUUUCUCCAAGUCCCUGGGCCACACCUUCCCUUGGCCUCCACCACUCUUCCGGUAUGGCUGCAAAUGCUACAGCCGGCUAUCGAAGCCAAACCCCGUCAGCUAGCAGCUCUGUGCAUGAUGGCCCUGAGAUGCGCCUAGGGGAUAGGGUGCUGGUUGCUGGCCAGAGAACUGGCGUCGUCCAUUUCUAUGGGAAGACGAGCUUUGCUCCAGGCCACUGGUUGGGCAUCGCGCUGGACACACCCAGUGGGAAGAAUGACGGAUCCGUGGGUGGAGUCAGAUACUUUAAUUGCCCACCAAGACAUGGGGUCUUUGCUCCUCCCUCGCGUGUUCAACGCAUCCACGGAUCUGUUGAUUGCCUCUCGGAGCUCUCCUCGUCACAUCUCACCCAUCCAUCAAUCAGCGGGGUGAUUCGCCGCAGCUUCAGCACCUCAUCUGCCAUUGCUCCACCCAAGGAGACGAGUAGGAGAAACCCUGUGACCAGAUGUCGUUCCAACCCCCGUCGCCACCGCAGGAGCACAUUGAGUGGAGGCAGCAGCAGCAGCAGCAGCAUUCCGAGGAGUAGUGCCGGAACCGUCUACAGUUCUGACAACAAGGUCCGCCUCCAUGAGGGCAUGCAGGUCUUGUUGAACAGUGCCAAUGAAAUGGCCUGCAUCCGUUACAUGGGCAUGGCUGACUUUGCUCCCGGCCUUUGGCUGGGUCUGGAGCUCCGAGGUCCCAAGGGAAAGAAUGAUGGUUCUGUCGGCGGCCGCCGCUACUUCACCUGCCGCCCGGGCCACGGCGUGCUUGUCCGUCCAAGCCGUGUUACCUAUCGUGGCAUCAAUGGUUCGCGCUUGGUGGAUGAAAACAGUUGAGAAAUUGAACUUUACAGAAGUGUACAAUCAAAAGUGGAAUCUCGAGUUGAAACGAAUCCACCUUUUAAAAAGCAUUUAUCAUGACUCAGUUUUUUUUGUUUGUUUGUUUUUGAAUAUAUUAGCUGAAAGCAAUGAUUUCAUAGCCUGAAUACAGCUACUUGUUUAGAAAACAGAAUGAAUGCACUUUAUUGACUUAGCUUUGAAUUCCCAUUUGAAAUCGUUUCAGCGGGAAAUGGUGUAAGGAAUUUAAUAGGAUGUUAAGCAUUGCACUACUUCUAAUCGGAUUGCACUGACAAAAGUUAAUUUCUUAGAUCAGAACAUGUUUAUCAGACGGUAGGAUUAGGAACACGCUAUGACUCAAGGUAUGUUUCCGUGGGUAUAUGUUUUCAUUAUUGGAAACAACCUGUGCUAUAUGGCUGUCAUAUUUUGCAGAUAAUUAAUGGAAUAGACUCAAAAACUCUUUCACUUGAGGUGUUUUUGUGACACUCAUUUUAAGCCAAAAAUUCAGGCGACGUUAGAACAGUGGAGCACCCAAAGUAGUUUUUAAUCAAAAAUAUUUGUCUCCAUCUUAUGAAUUACGUCAAGAUGCAAUGACUGAACAGUGCGUCAUGUUUUGGCCUGCAACCUUUGGCUUUGUUUCCGUUGUUUUCUGGAAUACAAAAAUAGCAGUUUGAAUCACAUAUUUUGACAGGAAUAUAUACACUCAUUUUAAAUGAGAAAAAUUAACUACCUUUUUUUCCUAGCUUGGACUGUUGUUUAAGGCUUCAUCUUUUAGUACAGUGUAACAUUAGGCCCGUCGCACAGCGAGCGACGGUGCCAAAACUGACUGAACUGUCUCGCAGAGUGGCCGGGUUUGGCAACUACUUUUCAGGAGUUGCAACAGACUGCCAGCCAUUGGUUUUACUGCAGUGCAAAAAUUUGAAUCGCAUUUCAACUUCGCAGGUGUAACGUCCAAUCAAAAAUGUGAUAUUUUCACAAUAACUUUGACAACCAAAAAAAAACGACAUAUCCAGAUAUGUGAGUGUCAAUGUGCAGCCGCCAUUGACAAGUUCUACCCAUAAACUUGCAAUACAGUGGAUGUGUUUUAAAAUGA
Molecule: messenger RNA, 3638 nt
Organism: Hippocampus comes (tiger tail seahorse)
Lineage: Eukaryota; Metazoa; Chordata; Actinopteri; Syngnathiformes; Syngnathidae
Product: CAP-Gly domain-containing linker protein 4
Exons: 16
Coding region: 419-2545 (708 amino acids)
Biological process (GO): cytoplasmic microtubule organization
Cellular component (GO): cell cortex; microtubule plus-end; nucleus
Molecular function (GO): microtubule plus-end binding
Source: RefSeq, a predicted model, not a curated record